CAUCAACUUUGGAAAAAAGUGCAAUUAAUUAACUUCACAGAAUCAUGUUUUUUUCCCCAUCUCUAAUUACAAUUUCCUAACAGUAAAGGAUUAUACUUUAUAGUAUAUUCUUCAGCGCUUUUCAGAGUCCAGUUUUACAUGAUUCAAGCAAUGGUGUUUUCACUCGUUUCCUUAAGAAACCACUGUACAGUACAGUACAAUGAGGUAAUUGUUCUUGAUGUUUCACCUACAUUAUUCCUUUUCAGUUUCAUCCCAUUACUUCUAGAUACAGCCCCCUUUGCCCACCCUAAACAUGACAUUUUAUGGAGCUUCCACAUUUCAAAUCUUUUAGGCAGCUUAAUCCAUCUUCCCUCGUUAUUCAGGGAAUAUUAAAAAGUAAAUUGGCAAAACUGAUAGAUUUAAAGGAGCAAAGCAAUACUCAAAGCUUCCCUUUGAACCUUCAGAAAAAUAAAAACAAGCCUAGAUACUAGCACAUCAGCCCAAUGAUCCUCCAGAAUUCAUCAGAAACUCCAAAGAACUUUGAGAUGAUCUCAAGGCUCUUACAGUAUACAGUCCUCUGGGGAAAAGGCAUGUAACUUCUAGUAAGUCUGAGCACAGGUCUAGGCGAGUCAGCAAGUCGUCUUGGUUCUGCCAAUGGCUAGCCGGGCAGCACUGGGCAAGUAUCUAAAACUCUGUGCCUCAGUCCCCCAUCGGUCAAAUAGGGGUAAUGCUUAGCUACUUCUAAGGGGGGUGCCAUGAAGAUUAAUGUUUGCAAAUCAUUCGAAAAUGAAAGGGGAUAGAUAAGUGCUAAGAAUAAUUACAAACAUACAGACGCCGUUCAAGACAAUCCACACCCUGGGCUAAACUUCAGUAUGAUGCCCUUCUCCUUUCCCUAGAACACAGAUUUACAAUGCGGGGGGAGAGGGCAGAAGGCAAGUCUCUCUGGAGGGAGACUUUCGGCGGGGGGGGGCACCUCAAAGUGGAGGGAGUCCAAGGUGCUACCCAGAUUUCAGCGAUGUCCUGAGGCAUCCAGUGGCAGCUGUCAAAUAGGGAGCCUCACGCCUGGCCCAGUGCCAGCCGGGGUAACUCUCUUCCGCCAAACUAACCCCUCUCCUUCCACCGUUUCAGCGGGACUCAGUACCCUUCCCCGCUUCCCUCCCUAUGGUAGGGGGUGCAGGGGCUGUGCGCUGUCCAACAGCUGCCGCCCCCCACCGCAGAGGUGGCUGCCCCCAGUGCUGGGCAGGCGGCGCUUGGAGCCCGUGGGACGGAGCAGUGACUAAUGACUGCCCCGGUGCCCGCUCCCGGCUUGUCAGCGGCGGCUUCUCCGCAGCCCAGGAGGAAGGGGCGGAGUUUCACCUAGAGCCCGCGGGGAGGAGCUGGGGUCGGCUGCCGUCUCGCAGGUACAGGGCGGAGCAGGAAGCAGCGGGCGCUCGUGGCUGUAGGGAGCCCCCCCCCUCACGUCCGCACCUGAGGAGGAGCAGCAGCAGCAGCAGCCUGCGCGCCGCGGAGGCCCGUGCCCGGCUGGGGCUGCUGAUGCUGGGAGAUGGCGGGUGGCCGGUCCGUGGCGCUGGCGGCCGGGCUCCUCCUGGCCGCGGCUCAGCUCCUGCAGCUGGCAAGUUCUUUUGCAAUACACCUUCGUGCUGCGGACAACAUCACUGUGACAAUUAAACCUGGGUCUUCUGUUCCACCACUAAAAUACUGUAAAAUUUGUACAGGACAAAUAUGCAAAUCUGAACUCAGGAUAACUGCUGCGGUAAAAGAAGAUAUAUCUUUCAAGUGUGAGACACCAGAGAAAUAUUUAGUUAUGGAAAUCAAGAAGAACAUUGACUGUAUGUCAGGCCUGUGCCCCUUUGGAGAUGUUCAUCUUCAGCCAUCAGGACUGCCUCGCCUUAACAGGACCUACAUCUGGGAUGUGAAAGCCAAUAAGAAGGUUGGACUUGAACUGAAAUUUUCUACACCAUGGUUAAGGCAGAUUGGGCCCACAGACACUUGUCCAGAUUUAAUCACUUACAGUAUCAGCAGCUCUAUUGACACUACCAAAGUCAACAUUGGAACCUUCUGCAGAAAUGGCUCAGUGUCUCGAGUCAAGGUGCAGGGGGGAGUUGUCAUGGCUUUACAGCUCCCGUGGAAUUCAGAUCUCACCACCUCUGGCUUUAACAUAGCAAACAGAUCUUCCAUAAAAAGGUUGUGUAUUAUUGAAUCUACUUUUAAAGGAGAGAUGUCAGCAACCCUAAUGUCUGCCAACUACCCACUGGGAUUCCCAGAAGAUGAGCUCAUGACAUGGCAGUUUGUUGUUCCUUCUAACCUUAGAUCCAGUGUCAUCUUCCGCAACUAUAGCCUUUCCAACUGUGAAAGGAAAGAAGAAAGAGUGGAGUAUUACUUACCUGCAGUGUACAGUAGCCCUGAGGUUUUGAAACUGAGUGACAAACAACCUGCCAAUAUUCCUGGCAAUUUCAGCUUGUCCCUGCAGGGCUGCGAUCAUGAUGAUCAGAAUCCUGGGAUCCUCAGUCUGCUUUUUCAGAUUGUAGUUCAACAUCCUCAGAAUGAAGAGAAUGUAACAUACUUGAUUGACUUACGCAAAGAGAGAGACAUAAGUAUAACCAUACAGCCAAAAUCACCACACAGUGGGCGUCCGUUGCAAUUUGAGCCAGAAUGUUUGAUCUGUAAAGAUCUUAGAACCUGUGAACGUAAUGUUACUUUAACAUCAGGCAACACAUAUGACAUUUUCUUCCUGUGUUAUGAUUUGGAGCAUCUGAGGAUCACAGCUGAAAAAACCAUAGCCUGUUGGGAUCUCAGAUACUGCCAAAAGAAGAUCUAUGACCUCACUGUGCCCAGGACUAUUUCCCAGCUCCCAGUUCGGCUGGAUAAGUUUACUUGGAAGCUAUUGGCUCCAGAAGAGAUCAGUGUGGAAAUAAGUUCUCCAUCUUUGAAGCUACAACAACACAUCCAAGAGCAAAGGUGCAAUAAAAGUUACAGCUAUGGCAUUGUCAGCACCACCCAGGGAAAGGCGUUAAACCUUGGUAUAUUCUGUCCUGGUGGAUCCAUUGAAAAGAUUCAGAUGAGAGACAAUAUCACCAUAUCCCUAAAAACAUUUGGCAGAGGAUUCCUGAAUGAUUCUCUUAAUCAGGAUCUGAAAAUGUCUUUUGUGCCAUUUAUUAAAGAGGAAUGUAUCUUCACUGUGACCCCAGACCCAAAAGCUCAAGUUUACCUACAGACCCCUAACUGGUUUGAGGGUUUGCCUCCUUAUAUUUCCGUGUCCUGGAAUAUCACAGUCCCCAAUAAGCAAGUUGCUCGCUUAGCAUUCUUGAAGGAGCGGAUGGACAUUACUUGUGAAACAGGACGUGCCUAUGUCAACAUAAAGGAACAGAAACCAAAGGCUGAAGAAACUGUGCGCCGUGAAGAUGAGCUGCUUUCUGAGCCCCUGCUUAUGUAUCACCACUUCUGGGUAAACAUCUCUAACUGUAAACCAGUGAAUACGAAACAGCUGAGCCUGCAGUUCUGGGUGACAUUUGUCUCACAAAAGACAGAUCUGUCACUGAUAAUUGCUGUGGUAGUUGGUGUGGCUGGAGCGCUCUCAAUUGUCGGAAUCAUCAUAUGCUGCGCUAAGAAGAAGAAGAAGGAAAGCCAGAAUCCUGAAGUGGGUACAUACAAUGCCAACAUCAGUACCCAGAUGCCUGGAAGACACGGCUUAUUCAAAAGGAGGAGGCAGGACAAUGACUCCCAUGUCUAUGCAGUCAUUGAUGAUGCCAUGAUCUAUGGAGAUUUGCUGAAGACAUUCAAUGGAUCAGUCAAUCCAGAGGUAGAUGUGUACCGGCCUUUUGAUGGGCCUAUGGGUGAUACACCACCUACUCCACCUCCCAUCUCUUUCAAGAAAGCCACUACAAUAUCAAACUCUGAGGAACUCCCGUUCUGCCCAGAGAGGGACAGUGAGCCAUACACUUUUGCACAUCGCAAACCAGAGGAGACCACGAGCAAUGGAGACACAAGUGUGAAUGGUACUGGAGAUGUGGACAUGUCCUUGUUGGAAAGUAAGGAACAAGAAGGCGUGGUGGAACAACUUAUGCCAAAGGAAUGACUUUGGUUUGGAAAUGAGGGUGACACUGUAAAGAAAAGUGCUCUCAUGUGCUGUAGAAAAAUCAGAAGAGGAGAUUUAUUUUUUUUUAAGCAUGCGUAGACGUGGGUUGUUUUUAAUAGCAACUGCUGAUGUUUUCAAAUUUUAGAAUGAACCUUUAGGAAACGUAUCAACAGUUCAUAUACCAUCCAUGAAUACAAGUGCUUCUCUUUUGGAAAUGGAAGCAAAGAUAUGCUUCCAUUUUCAUCAUAAAGCCAGAGGGAAACUGGAUUUUUAAAAGCUCAGGAACUGAACAUAACUGGGAGAAUAUUUGCUGAACAGUUUCUCUCUUCCAAGUAAUUCCUCCUCCUCCUGAAGAUUGCUGGGUGUUGACUGAGGAUGUAUCCCACACCACUGUCUUAAAACAGCCCUGAAAUCUAUGGAAUGUUUUUACUAGAAGCUGGAUUUCUUCUCUAAAAUCAGAGCAUAGGAAGUCGUAUUGUAUGCCAGUUCUUCU
Molecule: messenger RNA, 4547 nt
Organism: Chelonoidis abingdonii (Abingdon island giant tortoise)
Lineage: Eukaryota; Metazoa; Chordata; Testudines; Testudinidae
Gene: CDCP1
Product: CUB domain containing protein 1
Source: RefSeq, a predicted model, not a curated record